Carlito syrichta (Philippine tarsier) is the source of this 1560-nucleotide messenger RNA. Its product is annotated as potassium channel subfamily U member 1-like. The transcript is spliced from 9 exons. Gene Ontology annotation, biological process: reproductive process. NCBI's taxonomy places the organism in Eukaryota, Metazoa, Chordata, Mammalia, Primates, Tarsiidae. The record is from RefSeq and is a predicted model, not a curated record. The coding region runs from base 1 to 1560 and encodes 519 amino acids.
AUGGGAAGGGUGGGGAAGGAGAGGGAGUGGGAAAAACCUGAAGAAAAGGACCUGAAGGAAAGUAGUACUAGUCGCUGCAGGACUGUUCUAUAUGAGCCAGGGCAAAAUUUUGACCAGCUUGAUAGCAGUGGCAUGUUUCACUGGUGCAAAGCAACCCCUUUGGAAAAGGUGAUUCUGAAACGAAGUGACAAGCCAAAACACAAGUUUCAAAACCACAUUAUAGCAUGUGUAUUUGGAGAUGCCCAAUCAGCCCUCAUGGGCCUUCGGAACUUUGUGAUGCCCUUGAGAGCUAGCAAUUAUACCCGGCAGGAGCUGAAGGACAUUGUGUUCAUUGGGUCUCUGGAUUAUCUGAAGAGAGAAUGGAGAUUCCUUCGGAAUUUUCCCCGGAUAUACAUUCUGUCUGGCUCUGCACUAUAUUCUACAGACUUACUUGUGGCCAACAUAGAGCAAUGUUCCAUGUGUGCUGUCUUUUCCCGCCCAUAUCAUCCCUCAAGCAGCCAGAUUCUGGUGGACACAGAGACUAUUAUGGCCACCCUCAACAUCGGAGCCCUGCGGGUUAGCUCCUCUGUCUCAUCAUCUUCAGUGCCAAAUGAACUUCAUGAGAAUCCAAAAACUCGAAGAGUUCCCAUCCUCACUGAAUUGAAAAAUCCUUCCAACAUUCACUUUAUUGAACAACUUGGUGGACUGGAAGGGUCACUCCGAGGGACAAACCUGCAUCUCAGCACUGCCUUUUCCACUGGCACUGUCUUUUCUGGCAACUUCUUAGAUUCCCUCCUGGCCACGGCUUUCUACAAUUAUCAUGUCUUGGAAUUACUUCAGAUGCUGGUGACAGGAGGGAUAAGUUCUCAGCUAGAACAACAUCUGGAUAAGGGCAAGUUCUCUGAUAUAACCGACACCAACAGCAGCAUAACGUUCUUGUCUGGAAGAACCCGGUGUAAGCUGGGACUUCUGUCCUUAAACGAAACCAUUUUGUCAGACAUUCAACCAAGAGACACCUUUGGACAACUGUUCUGUGGCUCAUUAAAUAUUCUUGGAAUCCUGUGUGUUGGCUUAUAUCGCCUGAUAGAUGAAGAGGAGCUAGAAAGCAACCCAGAACACAGAAGGUUUGUGAUUACCCGGCCAGCCAAUGAGUUCAAGCUGCUGUCCUCGGAUCUCGUGUUCUGUGCCAUCCCUUUCAGCACUGAUUGUUAUAAAAGGAAUAAUAUUGCUUCAUCUGAAAAUCCAUAUGAGAUGGCAAAUAUAGUGUCACUGACAUCAGAGACACAUGCAGACAUAAAUUGUCUUCCCCCAGUUGACUCAAUUAGCAAGACUAUAACACAAUGGUUGCAUUCAUCAGACCGUUAUAUGAAGCCAAGAACUAGCUGCCAAUCUGAAUAUGAGCAAAAAACAUUGGACCAGAGUGGUACAAGAAAUAUUGAAUCAUCCUGGAUACUUCAAGGUAACAACAUGAAAGAAAAUGGAAAGGAAAAUGUGAACAAAAAUGAAGAGGAAACCUCAGAGGAGGAGGAUGAUUACUCUUCAUAUUCACAACCAAGUUCAAAGCAUCUCCAGGGAUGGUAA